UCAAAACAUUGCAUGAUUAUACUCUGCUAUACGCUCAUCAAAUAUAUACUCUUAUCUUCUUUUGAGUAGCCAUGGCCUCCUUAAGCUGUCACUUUCAUACCACCAACUUGUUGAAUUCUAAGAAUGUCAAUAGCGGGAAGAAGAAACGUUUCAUAUCUUGCUCAGCGCAGCCUACACAAAGCAAUAUUAAGGUUGUGAUUAAUGGGGCAACCAAGGAAAUAGGAAGGGCAGCAGUAGUUGCAGUGACUAAGGCUAGAGGAAUGGAAGUUGCAGGAGCUGUGGAUACUUGUCAUGUUGGGGAAGAUAUUGGAAAGGUCUGUGGCAUGGAAGAGCCCCUUGAAAUACCCAUAAUAAAUGACCUUACUUUGAUUUUGGGCUCUAUAUCUCAGUCCAAGGCACCGGGAGUUGUAGUUGAUUUCACCGACCCUUCCUCAGUAUAUGAAAACGUAAAGCAGGCAACAGCAUUUGGCAUGAAAAGCAUAGUUUACGUGCCUCGAAUCAAAUUAGACACGGUGGCUGCAUUAUCUGCACUCUGCGAGAAGGCCACCAUGGGUGUUUUGGUUGCACCAACCCUUUCCAUAGGAUCAAUAUUACUGCAACAAGCUGCGAUUUCAGCUUCUUUCCAUUACAGCAACGUCGAAAUUGUGGAGUCCAGGGCUAAUGCAAAAGAGCUUCCAUCAGCAGAUGCAAACCAAAUUGCCAACAAUCUCUCCAACAUAGGACAAAUCUAUAACAGAGAAGACUCUUCAACAGAUGUCCUGGCAAGGGGUCAAGUCCUUGGAGAUGGAAUUCGUGUUCACAGCUUGGUCCUCCCAGGACUUCCUUCUAGUACAGCAGUUCACUUCUCUGGUCCAGGAGAUGUUUACUCUAUCAAGCAUGAUAUCACAGAUGUGCAGUGCCUCAUGCCAGGCUUGCUCUUAGCCAUUAGAAAAGUAGUGCGUCUCAAGAAUUUGGUAUAUGGCCUGGAGAAGUUUAUAUGAAAAAAUGAUCCACCUCUUCAAUCUCCUUGCCAAACAUCACAUAGAAGGUUGCAAAAUAAGUAACAAAAUAGAAACAGGUCCUUCCCACAUUGUUUUCUAGCGACCCAAUUAUUCAAUCACAUCAUUUGAUGAAUUUUCCUUUUGGAAAUAUUUUUGUACAUCCGAUUAUAACUCAGAUGUAUUGAUGGCUUUUAUGUCAAAACGAUCUACCCAUUUUAA
This is a messenger RNA of Vigna angularis (adzuki bean), 1199 nucleotides long. RefSeq names its product dihydrodipicolinate reductase-like protein CRR1, chloroplastic. Gene Ontology annotation, cellular component: chloroplast stroma. NCBI's taxonomy places the organism in Eukaryota, Viridiplantae, Streptophyta, Magnoliopsida, Fabales, Fabaceae. Gene Ontology annotation, molecular function: 4-hydroxy-tetrahydrodipicolinate reductase activity. The transcript has 10 exons. The coding region runs from base 72 to 980 and encodes 302 amino acids. The record is from RefSeq and is a predicted model, not a curated record.